ACCAUUAGGCGUUUGGCCUUUGCAAAAAAAUGAUACGUUUUCUUUAAUUCGUUACAUCGUAUGCUACUUCCUCAUGACCAUGUUGAUAAUCACGUUGUGCCUCGAAAUUAUUAUCGGUACAAGCGCUGCGUAUUUAAAAGUCGAUGCUAUUAUGCUUAUGAACUGCGGCAUUCUCGGUGUGCUAAAACUGUCGUACUUCCGCUUUAUACAUGUCGACAAUCUGAUUUCCAAUUUUUCUUCUGCCGUGAAUGAUUAUUCCACGAUCGAUACCGAAGAGAAACGUACGAUCAUGCGACGACACGCUUUCAUGGGAAGAGCAAUUUGUUACAGUAUCUUAGGUUUUACUUAUUUUUCUGCAAUAAUUUUCAUACUGCAGGGUAUGGUAUUAGGCGAUAAAGACGUCCAUGUUAAUGUAUCCAUUAAAAAUCAAGCAUCAAGCGGGAAAUUACCCGUGCCCGUAACAUUUUUUGGGGACUUGCAGUUUUCUACGAGUUUAUAUUUCAUGAUUUUUGCGGUGCAAUAUUUCGUAUUGAUGAUAUUGGCCACUAGCAAUUGUGGUAAUGAUACACUUUUCUUCGCAAUAACUCUCCAUAUUUGUGGUCAAUUGGAACUUCUAAAAAUCGAGUAUACUAAAUACGGUAUGGAAA
Messenger RNA from Wasmannia auropunctata (little fire ant), 647 nucleotides. RefSeq lists its product as uncharacterized. The record is from RefSeq and is a predicted model, not a curated record. NCBI's taxonomy places the organism in Eukaryota, Metazoa, Arthropoda, Insecta, Hymenoptera, Formicidae. Gene Ontology annotation, cellular component: membrane. Gene Ontology annotation, biological process: sensory perception of smell. The annotation marks the transcript as partial. Gene Ontology annotation, molecular function: olfactory receptor activity; odorant binding. The transcript is spliced from 3 exons.